This is a messenger RNA of Haliotis rufescens (red abalone), 2186 nucleotides long. RefSeq lists its product as uncharacterized. The transcript has 10 exons. Bases 36 to 1382 code for a protein of 448 amino acids. The record is from RefSeq and is a predicted model, not a curated record. NCBI's taxonomy places the organism in Eukaryota, Metazoa, Mollusca, Gastropoda, Lepetellida, Haliotidae.
ACAGAUAAUUUUAUGAAUUUGGUCUCCACUCAAGGAUGGAGAUAACAGCCGCAACUGAUGAAACAGGCGUCCCCGACGGAGGACAAAAACUAUGUUCUCAAAACUCUGCAAAUACAGAGAGUGAAAAUAACUACUCGUCCCAAUCGUCACCACACAUCACCAACAUCAACUGCCCCAUCGUUAGUAUAAAUAUCAACGAUAAAAAAAUUGAAGCCGGAAAGGGAAUUGACGAUUCUGGAAGUGUCGACACUGUGAUUCAGGAACACAUUUCCCCUGGUGAAAGAGAAGGACGUCCUUGUGAUGCAGGUGCUCAGAAAAGAAAGCAAACAAGCGGAUCCAAUGCCAGUUCUGAAAGACAAGAGACUUCUGGAAAAAACCGCAAAACUGACCCUACACCCUUGCUUGUAAAAGUCCUCAAGAAAUCUAAGGACAUUCAAACAAUGUUGUUGGAUAAGGAAACCUAUGAAUACUUCAACGUCGUUGGAGCAACAGAAGAUGGCUCGGUCAUAGUGAGGAUUUAUGUACCAAAGAAACUACAAUCAAUAUACAUUGGUAAGACCUACAAACUCCGUAGGCCCGAUAGAAAAAAGAAAUACUAUUCAGUCACCAAGGCUGAUGAUAUAACUGUCACAAAACAUAUCAGUGUGCCAGAGGAAAUAGAAGAGAAUGCACCUCAACUUCCAGAAGAUGCACGAUCUGGCGACGGUGUGUGUAAAACUUUAAAACAAGCUUUGCAAACGGAGGACCCUUCAAUCGUUGAAGGAAAGAUCGUUCAGGUAUCGCUUCUCAAACGCAGACUAGCAUUAAAGGAUCACGAAGGAACAGUUGCUAAGGUGACUCUCUUCGGUGACAAUGCUGAAGUGGAGUUCAUCACAAACCAAACUCUACAAAUCACUGCAGUUUAUGCAUCAAUCUACAACGGUCGGGAUCAGCUGAAAUCCACAACUGACACAAAAUGUCAGGUUAUUCCCGAUGCAUCUGAUAUAACAGUGACUGAGAGCGACAAGUUUGUUGAUGAUCCAGACUUCAAGUCGCUGGCAACAAUUGAGGUGGAACUGGAGGAAUUCCUCAUUGCUUCCAUAUACAACUGCUGUAAACAACAAAGGUGCAAAAAGAAGAAGCUUCUGGACUCCCAAUGUCCAACUUGCCAUGAGACGUACACUGAUGCUCAAAGACUGCAAGCAUGCUACGUGAAGUUCCGUUAUGAGGAUAAGGGUGUCGCAUCAAAGGCUACACUAUUCCAAACCGAACUGGAAUAUGUGAUGGGGACGAAAUGUGACAUGGAAUCUGAGGAGAAGUUAACUGAGCAAAUAAUUGCUCAUUUACCUCUUACAUUUUCAUGUACAAUUGAACAGGGGAUUUUUCGAAACAUAACGCUUUAGUUAGUGUCCAACGUGCUCUGGUUGUAGAAUACUGACUUCCCAAGGAUCCCUCCAUAUAUAGCUGUCAGGCUGUCCAUACGGAUGCCAAUAGAAAGUUGGAUUCUCUGAGGUUUGGUGCCGACGGAAGUUUUAUCAUUAAUUAGUGAUUGGACAUGUUUAUAAAUAGAACAUGUCUUUUAGACAAUUAUAGAUGAUAAAUAUAUCCUGUAUAAUGAUAUGAUUGUAGUUUGCCCUAUGGAGUACUUUGUGACAAUUCUCUCCAUUAAACUGUUCGUUUGUUAUCAGUUCUGCGUUCUGAAGAAAGUUAUGUAAAUACUAGUAUCUACCACAUGUAUAUGUAGCAUAAUGAAUACAUGUAUAUAUCGAACCAUUACCUCGCCGGGUAUUUGUGAAACCAUUUAUUAAUGUAUGUUGUUCACAAUCAGAAUAAUCAAUGAUAACAGGCAAUCCUCAUGUAACAUGAGUAACUGUGCUAAUGCAUAGUUAUGGAAAUGCGCUUAACAUGCUAAUUAGUAGAUGAAUAAGAGAGUGACUGCGUAAUCCCUGUUAACCAAAGCUGUCAACAGACUGUCCAUGGCAUAUCUGAGAGUACCAUGUUUUAUUCAUUACUAUUUUUCAAAAUAGACGGCAUUUGUGACACGGAUGAUUGUAGGUUGUACAUUUAGCUAUUUACUUGGAUAUCCGACUAUUUGUGUAUGAUUGUGUACAUUUAGUGAAUCAUAAAUGGCGUGACAAUCGACUCUGCUUUUGGCAGGUUUAUAAUGUAAUGAUUAUCUUAUGUAAUAAAAUAGUAUCUCCACGACU